Messenger RNA from Equus caballus (horse), 1656 nucleotides. Its product is annotated as membrane-spanning 4-domains subfamily A member 4A. The record is from RefSeq and is a predicted model, not a curated record. Gene Ontology annotation, cellular component: Golgi apparatus; plasma membrane. Lineage: Eukaryota; Metazoa; Chordata; Mammalia; Perissodactyla; Equidae.
GAUUGUCAGAAAUACUUUACACCGCCUUUGGGAUUUAGAAAAAUUGCUAGGAGAGGAAUUCAGAUCUAAACUGAGAUGUGAAGUUGGGGCGAGUGAUUGUAAUCUGAACUGAAGACACGUUACCAGAGUCUCCAGCACUCUUAAGACACACGCAUAUGUUACUGGAUUGAAGAAAGCACCUUUUCUGCAGCUACGGCAACCAUACAAGGAAUGGAACAGACCACACCAGGGGCUGGCCCUGGCAUGUACCAGCCGGGACAUCAUGUUUCUCUAAACUCAUAUCUGUGGAAAGGGAUGCCAGAGAAGUUCUUGAAGGGGGAACCCAAAGUUCUUGGGGUUGUGCAGAUCCUGAUUGCCCUGAUGAACUUAAGCUUGGGAAUAGUAAUGAUUACUGUCACGUUGGAAUUUGCGUCAGCUCCUUACGAAUGCCCCUUAUCAGUGCACUCGGGGUACACAGUUUGGGGGUCGGUGAUGUUUCUUAUUUCAGGCUCCUUGUCAACUGCAGCAGGAACUAGAACUACAAGAGGUCUGGUCCAAGGUAGCCUAGGAGUGAACAUCACCAGCUCUAUCUUUGCUGCAUCAGGGAUCUUAAUCACUAUCAUGAGCAUGAUUAAUUCUUAUUUCCAUUACCCUUACUUUUACUAUGAUCGGAAGUUGGCGAAUGGUUCCAUAGUCCAAUCUGUUUUAAUGGGUAUGGAUGCUAUGGUGCUCGUUUCAAGUGUGCUGGAGUUCUGCAUUGCUGUGUCCCUCUCUGCCUUUGGAUGUAAAGUAACCUGUUGUAAUCCUGGUCGGGUUGUGUUCCUGGUGCCAUCAAAUCCUCACAUGGAAGAAACAGCAACUCCUGUACCAGUUGCAAGAGAUAUAAGGCCACCUGCAGAUCAACAGCAAAAGGUUUCAGAAAACUUUCUUGACAGUUGUGCAAGAACCCCACUUGGAAAAGUACCAGACUCAAACUGAUUUUAAUAUAUAUGUAUAUUUAGUUCAUAACUAUGUUCUCAUUUUCCCCCAAGUACUCAACAACUCAUUUCACUGGUUCUUUAUCCACAAUAGCAAAAAGUAAAUAAAUACAUCAUGCAUAUUAUGAGUAAAUAGCCCUCGAAAGUUUUUCAUCGGUCUUUGGGACUUUAUAAAAGGACAUGAAGGUGGUAAAGAAGAUUUGGUAGAAGAAGGGCAAAAAACUAUUGUUGAAGUGAGGCCUCCAUGCAGACUACAUAUUUCUGCUUCCCUGGCCAAUACUCCUCCCACUUGUUUGACUUUCUUUUCCCGCCUUUGGGAACGCAGUGUUUUUACCUUUAGAAAGUUGAGAUGUGUGGCUUUUCCCUCUCUUUCUUUUUCCUGCUUUCCUUCUCCCUUCAAAUAGCACAGUCGGUCCUCUUAUGUGCACAAACCAUUAUUUGAAUGUAAAUACAACAGAGUCAAAAUCACAUAAUGGUCAGAUUCAACUUAUAUUUUCUCUGUCUCUCUCUCUUCACCUUCCUCUUCUUCCCGUUCUCUCUCAAUCUCUCUCCUACAGGGCAGCGUUAUACCUUAAUCAAAUUUGUAUCCAGUGCCAUAUAGGUGAUUGAGCAACACAUGGGACUUAGUUAAUGUCUGUUAAAUACUUUGAUUUAUUACAGAUCAACAAUAAAUUAAAUAAAAUUAGAAAGAAUAACUUAA